CAACACACGCACGUCUAUAUAUACGCCACACAUCAAUGCCCAGCCGCAAUGAGAUCACGGUAGACAUCCACCAAAUGAGCAGGCAAGCGUCGGGCCCGGACGACGGCAGAACGCCGUCGGCGUUCGAAUGGAUCGGGGCCGCGACAAAGGGGGUUGGGAGCGCCUGCUUCCACGCAUUGACGGGGCCGGCGGCGGGGCCGCUCUUAUUCGCGUGCAUCUGCGUCGCGCUGGCCUACGGGACCAAGAGGCGGAGGAAGCGGGUCGUGUUCCACCGGUCGGUGUCCAUCGCGGCUCUCCACGGCGGGGAUAUGGCCCUGGAGAGGAUCCUGGACGCCCAGGAGGCCCGCGUCGGCCAGGACACCGCCGAAAACGCCGCCAAUGAGAUGCAGAAGAUGCUCGACAAGGACCCGAAGGAUAUAAGCUACAGAGCAUUGCACAGACUUGCAGCAAGAUUGGAAAUGAGUGGAAAGGAGGAUGACGCGAUAAAGAUGUUGCAAAAAAAAGUGCAGGAGACCGAGAAAAAUAAGCACCCUCAUGAAGCACACGAGCUUCAAAUGUUGCUAGUUGAAAUGCUCAUAUACAAGGGAGACUACCAGCAGGCUCUAAGCUGCAAAUGCCUUAAUGAUGAAGAUAUUUCUGAUGCCCGAGGUCCCCUUUAUAAGGCGAUUAUUUACUCUACAAUGGGUGAUCAACAACGUGCUCGAAAAUGUUACGAGAAAUUUCAGGAAAUUCGUAGCCGCUUCCACUGGUUUGACUGUCUCGAGGAAACUCCACUCUAUGGCGUGGUGCACAAUUUCAAUAACUUUGAGAAGACCGUUGCAAAUCUGAAGAAAGAGAUCGAGCAUGCCAAGACUAAAAAGCCUUGAUGAAAUGAGGAAGAGAAGAUGAUGCUGCAUGGCUUAAGAUUGCGAAAGGGAGGUUCUUUUAUGUCAAUAAUAUGUGGAACCAUAUAUUAAAAUUUUAUGAGAUUUGGACUAUUUAUCUUGCAUUCAGAUCUUUGCUGACUAGGGAGAUUAUGAUGUUGAAUAAGGGAUGGUUCAUGCUGCAAACAACAUGAUGGAUUAUGGAAAAUUGAAAUGAA
Molecule: messenger RNA, 1081 nt
Organism: Elaeis guineensis (African oil palm)
Lineage: Eukaryota; Viridiplantae; Streptophyta; Magnoliopsida; Arecales; Arecaceae
Source: RefSeq, a predicted model, not a curated record